Molecule: messenger RNA, 3601 nt
Organism: Malurus melanocephalus (red-backed fairy wren)
Lineage: Eukaryota; Metazoa; Chordata; Aves; Passeriformes; Maluridae
Gene: ARC
Product: activity regulated cytoskeleton associated protein
Exons: 3
Coding region: 523-1737 (404 amino acids)
Biological process (GO): positive regulation of AMPA receptor activity; modulation of chemical synaptic transmission
Molecular function (GO): mRNA binding
Source: RefSeq, a predicted model, not a curated record
GCCUGGACUAGUGGCAGUUCAGACAGGGAAGAGAAGCAGCUCUUCGCAUCUCCAGCGAAAGCGGUUUUUCACUCACCAAGUUUGCCAGAGGACAAAUCACCCGGAUUUUUGCUGCAGCUUCCAGCUUCUUUGUGCAUCUCCGUGGGAUUUCCUCCGGCGGGGACUUUGAGAUUCUCGGCAGGGCUGGACAUCUUAUCCAACUCCUCUCCUUGUUCCUGGAGGAUCCUGGUUCUCUCUGGGACACCCCUGAGCACGUGAGACCGGCGUUUCCAGUUGGGCACCGGGAGAAAUUUGCCUACAACUCUCUCUGGGAUCCACGUGGACCGGCAAGCUCGCUCUGYGGUGAUAUCUGAUUGGGUUGUGUUUGUGUCCAAAAGUCCUUGGAGGGGGGUUUAGAAGUCUCUGUGUGUCUUUCAGGAAGUGUUGUGGUGGGGGUUUUCGGGCUCCAGCUCUAGUGCCAGGGCUUUAUAACCCAGUUAUUACCCAGUUUUUUCCGUGUUUGCCGCUCGCACGGUCGGAGCCAUGCAGCUGGAUAAUGUCACCAGCGCGGGCAUCCACUCCUUCCAGGGGCACCGUGGAGUGGCCAACAAGCCCAAUGUGAUCUUGCAGAUAGGGAAGUGCAGGGCAGAAAUGUUGGAGCAYGUCCGGAGGACCCACCGGCACCUCCUGACCGAGGUCUCCAAGCAGGUGGAGCGGGAGCUGAAGGGAUUGCAGAAAUCGGUGGGGAAGUUGGAGAACAACUUAGAGGACCAUGUCCCAACYGAAAACCAGAGAUGGAAAAAGUCCAUCAAGGCCUGCCUGGCCAGGUGCCAGGAGACCAUUGCCCACCUGGAGAGGUGGGUCAAGAGGGAGAUGAAUGUUUGGAAGGAGGUCUUUUUCCGCCUGGAAAAGUGGGCUGACCGCCUGGAGUCCAUGGGAGGCAAAUACUGCCCUGGGGAGCAGGGCAAGCAGACGGUGUCUGUCGGGGUGGGMGGCCCGGAGAUAAGGCCAGGUGAGGGCGAGAUUUAUGAUUACGCCCUGGACAUGAGCCAGAUGUAUGCCCUGACCCCUCCUCCCGGGGAGGUGCCCAGCAUCCCCCAGGGCCACGAUUCCUACCAGUGGGUCUCCGUGUCRGAGGACGCUCCAGCCUCCCCCGUGGAGACCCAGGUGUUUGAGGAUCCCMGGGAGUUUUUGAGCCACUUGGAGGAAUACUUAAAGCAGGUGGGUGGGACAGAGGAGUAUUGGCUGUCUCAGAUCCAAAACCACAUGAACGGCCCAGCUAAAAAGUGGUGGGAGUACAAGCAGGACUCCGUGAAAAACUGGGUUGAGUUCAAGAAGGAGUUCCUGCAGUACAGCGAGGGAACUCUGACUAGGGAUGCCAUCAAAAGGGAGCUGGAUCUGCCCCAGAAAGAGGGGGAGCCCCUGGAUCAGUUCCUCUGGCGCAAGAGAGACCUGUACCAGACCCUUUAUGUGGAUGCAGACGAGGAGGAGAUUAUCCAGUACGUGGUAGGAACCCUCCAGCCCAAACUGAAGCGUUUCCUGAGCUACCCCCUGCCCAAGACCUUAGAGCAGCUGAUCCAGAGGGGCAAAGAAGCCCAAGGCACCAUGGAGCACUCUGAGGAGCCCAGCCCACAGAGGACCCCYGAGGUUCAGCCAGGAGACUCCGUGGAGACCGUGCCCCCCUCAACCACUGCCAGUCCCGCGCCGAGCAAUGGGACUCAACCAGAGCCCCCCAGCCCCCCCACCACCGUCAUAUGAGCUCCCCUGAGGGAGGUCUGGGUCAUGUGGAAGGGAGAAGGGGGCUUAUUUAGGAAGCUUCUCCUUGGAGGGAGGUUCUGGCUGAGACGAGAGCUGAGGAGUGCUCAGUCCAACAGCCCAGAGCAGAGGGGUUGACUUUGCUCGUGGGGGGAGGGAGGUGGUGGGGGAGAGGCGCCUCAGGAUGGGGCUGCCCACCUCACCUGAGCCAUGCCACGCCGUGGUGCUGGGGACCCUGCUGGCACCACUGCGGGGAACAACCAAUUCCAUGAGAAUUCCCUGAUGAGAAACCAGAGACAAUUCCCAACUUGUGGAGCAGCCGCUGGGCGCCRGCGGCUCUCAAGGACUUCACACAAGUGCAGCAGUUGGUGGAGGGUUCCUACCCAUCUGGAUCUCUUCUUUUUCCUUCUCUYCUCCCUCUUCUGAGGGGGUGGCCCUGUCCUGAGGGGACAGCUUUCUUUUGACCCUUGCCUGUUUCUGAUUAACCUCUGGGUUUCUUUUCACUUGGCAAUCUCCUGCUCUUACUUGCUCCAAAGGAUUAAUUUUUAAAAUUUUUUUUUGUUUGUUUUAAGAAGAAAAAAAAAAAAAUCCUAUUACUGCAGGAACCUAAAGCUUUAAGAACCUGGAUUAUUUUCUGUGGUUUUCAUUUCAYUGCACCUAGUAAUACCUGCUUUAAUGUGUUUCCUCUCAAGAGGCUCUUACUGGUUUACUUCUUGUCUUAGUUUCUGCUCACUCUAAUUCAAGGCCACUGCAGUGCAGAGGCGAAUUUCCUCCUUUCUCUGCACAUUAUCCUGUGCAUUCAGCAGGAAACAGAUUUUCUAAUUAAAUUCUGAGCUCAUUUAUUGAAGGAGCCGUCUCCUUCCUUUCAGAGAAGAGAGGGUUUUCAAGGUAGAGAGAGGAGACACCAGAGCGCUUUUGAGAGAGUGGGGGGAGGGAAGGGAAAUAAAUCCUUAUUCUUUGAAUGAAACAAACAAACACAGCCUAAAUCCAGAGCAAAAUAUCCCCAGAGCAGCAAAUCGAGUCCAUGCUGAUGUGUGGAGACAACAGGAGCUUUUGCCAUGUAAAAGCCAAAAGAAKUGAAGAGAGGAUCUGUGUGCCCCAGCACAGUUUUAGCCUGUGCAUCACAGCAAGGAAUUCCUGCUCACACAGACAGACUCCAAAUGCCCUUGGAAAGYCUGGCACCGCUGUCCUGAAGCACCUGAGGACAGAGUGGUUGGUGCUCACAGAGAACUUCCUGCAACAUCUYGCCACGGAUGGAGAUGGACUUGGACUUUGUGACUUUCUCCGUGUUGAGAYGGGAAAUGCUCAGUGCUCGCCUUUGGCCAGCGUUUGAUGAUCGGACUGGGAGAUGAAAGACAUUCCUGAAAUUUGGCUCUCCAAAGCUUCCUGAGGCUGGACACAUCUUGGGCAUCAUCUGCAUCCAGCACCAGACCUAACAGCAGGGAUGCAGCAGAAGGAGUGACCCUGGGAUGCUCCUGGCACUGCCACAGUGGUGACAUGUGGCACUGGUGGCACCUUUGCUGUGAAUCCUUCCAAGAGGCUGAAGUGACUCACUCAGAUCCUCCUCUGAGAAGGAAUCACUUCGCAGCAUUCAGCAUUUGGAAGGAAAGAAACAGAAAAAAAGCUGCAAAACAGGGGCCUCAGCAUCAGAUCUGCUCUCAGGACCCUCAGCCACCAUCUGCCAGAUCCACCACCUGAAGGAAAGUCUGGCACAGAGAUCCCUGCUGCUGUUGCUGAGUUUCCUUCUCUGUGCCCAAGAGCUUUCCCAGGAGAGAAGCAAGUGCUGCAGGAAAACAGAAGGCAGAUCUUGCACCAAAGAGCCUCCCAUGCAGUGCAAUGCCAUAUUCAAGGUGCUGAGAGCCAGAAU